AUGGGUGGCAUGGGAGAAAUUGAUGCACGAGGGGAUUGGUUUUGUACAUUUCCUAGCUGGGAUGGAUGCAAGGACAGGAAAAAUGUUGCAGAAGGAGUGGAGUAUAAAGAACCUGGCGGUGGUUACGUUCUUGAGUCGACGACAAUGGUGUCUUUUGGCCUGUCGCUAGCUAGUGAGCUAGCCUUGUCAUUGCCUUAUUGCAAACAGAAAAUUAAGGUUAAUAAAAAGGGACUGGCUCCGUUGACCAGGCCCAAGUGGGAAAAAAACCUAUGGUUAAACAAAGCUUUGGAUCCGUUGACCAUCAAGGCGUGGCUUGGUUCCCUUAAAGAUCAUGGGAUAAACUAA
This is a messenger RNA of Prunus armeniaca (apricot), 345 nucleotides long. Lineage: Eukaryota; Viridiplantae; Streptophyta; Magnoliopsida; Rosales; Rosaceae. The record is from the annotation of a GenBank genome assembly.